Sorex araneus (European shrew) is the source of this 4750-nucleotide messenger RNA. RefSeq names its product kelch like family member 24 (gene KLHL24). Bases 201 to 2003 code for a protein of 600 amino acids. NCBI's taxonomy places the organism in Eukaryota, Metazoa, Chordata, Mammalia, Eulipotyphla, Soricidae. The transcript has 7 exons. The record is from RefSeq and is a predicted model, not a curated record. Gene Ontology annotation, molecular function: protein binding.
CAAGCGGGGCUCGGAGGCUGCCGGAGACGCGGGCGCCGGGGAGCGCGCUGCGGGCCGCUGCCGGAGCGCGGGGACGGCCGCGCCUGGCCGCUUGCAGACGCCGCCGAGAGGUACCCAGGGAUGACAGCUCCCGGAGCGGAAAGCCUCAUAAAGAAGAUCCCAGUCAUUUCUCAACAAUCAUAUAGCCAACCGAUGUAACAAUGGUACUAAUAUUGGGACGAAGACUAAACAGAGAGGAUCUUGGGGUGCGUGAUUCCCCAGCAACGAAGCGAAAAGUGUUUGAAAUGGACCCGAAAUCUCUGACAGGUCAUGAGUUUUUUGACUUCUCCUCAGGAUCAUCCCAUGCCGAAAAUAUCCUCCAGAUCUUUAAUGAAUUCCGAGAUAGCCGCCUCUUCACAGAUGUUAUCAUUUGUGUGGAAGGGAAAGAAUUCCCGUGCCACCGCGCCGUUCUCUCGGCCUGUAGCAGCUACUUCAGGGCAAUGUUCUGCAACGACCACCGGGAAAGCCGGGAGAUGUUGGUGGAGAUCAACGGCAUUUUGGCCGAAGCCAUGGAGUGUUUCUUACAGUACGUCUACACGGGCAAGGUGAAGAUCACGACGGAAAAUGUCCAGUAUCUCUUCGAGACGUCGAGCCUCUUUCAGAUCAGCGUUCUCCGCGACGCCUGUGCCAAGUUUUUGGAGGAGCAGCUUGACCCGUGCAAUUGCUUAGGAAUCCAGCGCUUUGCGGAUACCCAUUCGCUCAAAACCCUCUUCACCAAGUGCAAGACGUUCGCCUUGCAGACUUUCGAGGACGUGUCCCAGCAUGAGGAGUUCCUGGAGCUCGACAAGGACGAGCUCAUCGAUUACAUCUGCAGCGACGAACUGGUGAUUGGCAAAGAGGAGAUGGUCUUCGAGGCCGUCAUGCGCUGGGUCUACCGCUCCGUGGACCUGAGGCGGCCCCUGUUGCACGAGCUGCUGACGCACGUCAGGCUCCCGCUGCUGCAUCCCAACUACUUUGUUCAGACCGUUGAGGUGGACCAACUGAUCCAGAAUUCUCCCGAGUGCUAUCAGCUGUUGCAUGAGGCACGGCGAUACCACAUCCUCGGGAAUGAAAUGAUGUCUCCACGGACGCGGCCUCGGAGGUCAACCGGCUAUUCUGAGGUGAUCGUUGUUGUUGGAGGCUGUGAACGAGUUGGGGGAUUUAAUCUCCCAUACACUGAGUGCUAUGAUCCCGUGACAGGAGAAUGGAAGUCUUUGGCGAAGCUUCCAGAAUUUACCAAGUCAGAGUACGCAGUCUGUGCACUCAGGAAUGACAUUCUUGUCUCAGGUGGAAGAAUCAAUGGCCGCGAUGUCUGGAUUUAUAACUCACAGUUAAAUAUUUGGAUCAGAGUUGCUUCCCUAAAUAAAGGCAGAUGGCGUCACAAAAUGGCUGUCCUCCUUGGUAAAGUGUAUGUUGUUGGAGGCUAUGAUGGGCAAAACAGACUCAGUAGUGUGGAGUGCUAUGACUCCUUUUCCAAUCGAUGGACAGAAGUCGCUCCCCUGAAGGAAGCCGUGAGUUCUCCUGCCGUGACGAGCUGUGUAAACAAAUUAUUUGUCAUUGGUGGAGGACCUGAUGAUAAUACUUGCUCUGAUAAGGUUCAAUCCUAUGAUCCAGAAACCAACUCUUGGCUCCUUCGUGCAGCCAUCCCCAUUGCCAAGAGGUGUAUAACAGCUGUCUCCUUAAACAACCUGAUCUAUGUUGCUGGUGGGCUGACCAAGGCAAUAUACUGUUAUGACCCAGUGGAAGAUUACUGGAUGCACGUACAGAACACAUUCAGCCGGCAGGAAAACUGCGGAAUGUCUGUGUGUAAUGGUAAAAUAUACAUCCUGGGUGGAAGACGGGAAAAUGGAGAAGCCACAGACACUAUUCUCUGUUAUGAUCCUGCCACGAGUAUCAUCACAGGGGUGGCCGCGAUGCCCCGGCCAGUGUCCUACCACGGCUGUGUGACUAUUCACAGAUACAAUGAGAAAUGCUUUAAGCUCUGAAGCCAAGGAUACCUCACCCAAGAAGCCACAGCAAUUCAAGAUACGAGAGGUUUGAGAAAAAACAAAAUUCAAAAACUCGAGUGGGAACUGACCUAUCUCCUCCUUUGUGCCAUUUUGAAAGAAAGGGGUAAAGAUAAUCAUUGUGGUGCCUUUCUCCCCCGAACACUGAUGUUUCAACCUGUAAUAACACAUUUCCCGUGACUGAAGGGGAAAAAAAAUCCUUUUGUUUGUUUGAAAGUAAUGGUGGUUGUGCUUGGCCUUUCAGAGCUUCCCUUUGCAAGUAUUUGUAAGAAACUUAUGUGGUAGGAAAUAGUGUCAACCUACAUAACUUUUAGGACUGUAUGAAUGAUUUCUUCAUUUAUGUAUGGUUAUCUUCAAGACUGUGUAUUCCUUAUUUUGUGAUAGAAAAAUUACAUGACAUAGGGCUUCAUUUAGUUUGAAUAUCGGAAUGCUUAUAACGAAUUCUAAAAGCAGUAGUUUUUAAAAUCAUUUCCCCAGAAAAAAAAAACAAACCCAUACUGAUUCGUUUUAUUGAAGAUUGUUUCUGUACUUGAUAAAAAUGUCAUGACAGUGUUUUCAGAUCAUAAAAUACUGAAUCAUCUAAGCUGUUAAAAUUUCUGUCUCAUGUUUUGAGAAAGAGGUUUAUUUUUAAAGAGAGGUUAAUCUUUAAAGAGAGAGAGAGAGAGAGUAGUAAGAGAAUAGUAAGAAAUACAAAAACACAAGUCCUUAAUAUGGACACUAAAAUUCUAGGCUGAUUCAAGUUGCCAAAAUCCAUUUUGUAACUUUAUCAUGUAAAAACCGGGACAGACUUUCUCCCUGGCACUGUAGGGCUUAACCCCCAUAGUCCAGUGGGUGAGGGUCUUCUCCCUGGUGAUCCCAUUCAGAAUGGCUAAAAGUCCUGGGAGUCUUUACUCCUGAAUUGCCUGUCUAGGAUAAAAUGGGGACCACCUACCUCAGUGGGUCCAUUUGGCUUAUAAAAUAUGCCGUCUUUAAAAGACUGACAGCUAGAAUUGAGGCAUCUAAGAUGAAUCACUCAUUUGUAUCCCUUAUGUAGAUAGCAUCCUUGCCCUCUGGAAAUUGCCUUGGUCUAGAUUUUUCAACUUCAAAUUUAAGGCUAACUAGUUUUUAGAGAGGAAUAUUAAGACUUUUAAGGCACCUGGGAUUGCAGGAGCUACUGUUUAGUUGUUAUUAUUCCUGAAUAGGCAGAAAUAAUUCACAGUAUUUUAAGGGUGUUUCAGGUAGCCUGUUGUAUAGCAGUGUCCCAGGCACUGUUGUCUAACAUUACAAUGACAGGCUCCUAUCAAUACAUAUAUAAUAGUAAUUGUAUAUGUAUAAUUGUAUAAGUGAGAAGUUACAAAUAUGAGGUUAUGGUGUCACAGAUUUCUCUUAAAAUUAAGGUAAUUUAAUGUCGAUAUAAAUUACCUGUGUAUUUUCUCAUCUUAGAAUGAUCCAGAUUUCAAAUGAAAUAUCAAGCAUCAACUUUAAUGCUUAUUAGCUCGAACACUUAGUUGAACUCUGAAUUCCAAAGAAAAGCCUAGACAUUUUAAAGCAAUUUUUAUUUUUCAGAUUAUAAUUUGAACAAUGUACCUUUUGUGAUCAUUGUCAACAAUUUAGGAAACAAUUUUUUUCUAAUUUUAGUUGAAGAUAGUUACUGUCAGAAUAGUAGUACUUUAGUAAUUACUUUUUUCUUCAAGUAAAUGUCAACUUUCUUAGACCUUUUUUUAGAUAAUAAAACCUAUUUAGUACAGAAAAAUCUCUGCAAUAAGGGAGAAAACCUUUGCAAUAAGUGAGUUUGAGAACAGUAUGAGUCUGAGCUGAGGUAAUAUUAUAUAAAUGAUAUGUGUUGUGUAGUAUAUUUCAAAGAUCAUCCAGAUACAUCACAAGACUUUCUCAAGAUAACUUGUAUUCUAGUACUUUUGUUUAUUGUAAAAGCAUUAACUCUUUACUUGUAUUUUAUUAUACAGUUAUUUUUAAUAUCCAUGUGUUUAUUGUAAUAAUUUGAAAUGAAAUCCUAUAAAAUAGAAUUUGUUUAAACAUAAGAGUCAUACCAAUAUUGUUUAAUUUUUUUCCCUACAUAAUUUAAAACUACAUCAAUUAAAUUGACUACCAAGAACUUAGCUUGAGUCCUAGGAAAUUAAAGUAACUAUUUUUGAAGCCAAAACUGAUACUUUAAUUUCCUCUAUCUUCUUUUAUUGGUUUUUAAUAAGUACUGAUAUUAACAUUGAUGGAGAAUUUUUAAAAGUCUGUCAAAAGUGAAAUAUCAGUGAAGUUUGUAUUUGAUGAUAUUCAGGUAGUCAUCCCAUAGUUGGAGAAUUUUCUGUGAUAAGUAAUACUCAUGUAAGCCUUUAGGUUAGUAUGUAUGUAUAUGUAUAUGUAGAUAUGUAGAUAUAGAUAGUAUGGUUAUGUAUGCAUAUAUACAAACUCCCCAAAUUUGAUCAGUUUGUGAUUAUCAGGAAAAGGCACAUGAAGUAAAACUUAGUUGCCAUUUUCAAAGUUCCAGAAGUCCUUUCACUUGUGCAUUUCUAAAAUGUGUUUUUAUAUUUGAGAGUACAUAAUGACUAUUAUUAGUAGGAUGAUUUGUAGACAGAAUCUAUAUCAUACAUUUGGUUUUACAAAAUUCGAAAGCAAAUUGGAGGUAGAGAUGAGUUUGCCAAACCCAGCUGUGAUACCUCAGUAGGACAGGGAAUUCAAGGGUAUGUCUUGUGGAUCAACAGAAAAAAUACAAUUUUACUUUUUAUGGACUUUAA